This is a messenger RNA of Drosophila pseudoobscura, 1912 nucleotides long. RefSeq names its product phosphatidylinositol glycan anchor biosynthesis class C (gene PIG-C). The transcript has a single exon. Gene Ontology annotation, cellular component: membrane; glycosylphosphatidylinositol-N-acetylglucosaminyltransferase (GPI-GnT) complex. Gene Ontology annotation, biological process: GPI anchor biosynthetic process. The record is from RefSeq and is a predicted model, not a curated record. The coding region runs from base 87 to 947 and encodes 286 amino acids. Lineage: Eukaryota; Metazoa; Arthropoda; Insecta; Diptera; Drosophilidae.
AUGUUUGACUUGGUAUUUUUUGUUUUGUUCUCAGAGUAUGGUCCCACUGGAUUUCCAAUAAAUAUAAACAAUUUCCAUGUUUAAAAAUGCCGAAGAAAACGCAGGAGAAACGAAAGCCGUGGGUGAAGAACCUCUAUUCGAACCGCGAAUACCCAGACAACUAUACCGAUGCCAGCUUCCUCAAGGAUCUGCGUACCAAUCUCCACGUGCGAAUCUACACCUACAGUGAGGCCACAGCCGGCAUCACGGUGCUCAACAAUCAGAUCUCCUGCAUAGCCGGCUUCCUGAUACUCUACCAGAUGAUGCUCAGCGACAGCGUCUCGCCCACCACCAUACUCCUGCCCAGCUGUGGAAUCACCGGAUUGGGUUAUCUGUGCUAUCGCGGCAGAAAGCUUAGCAUGCCGCUGUUGGGAGAGGAUUCAAAGACCCUGGUGACGGUUGUCCUCUUUGGCUACCUGUUCUCGCCGAUGCUACACACUCUGACGCAGGCCAUCAGCACGGACACCAUAUAUACCACGACCUUCUUCGUCCUGUUGGCUAACCUGAUGUUCACCAACUACGGACUGGACGUGGCCGUAGUCUCCAAAGCCAUAUCGCUGAACGCCGCCAUAUUCGGGGCCAUCUGCCUGGCCUCGCGACUCUCGACGUCGUACCACGCAUUUGUGCUUCUCGUCGAGGCUGCCAUCUUCUUUGUCCUGUAUCCAAUCAUCACGGAGUCCAACUGGCAUGCCCUCUUCAUGAUCCCCAUCUUUGCCGUCUGCUGUGCGGCUCUCUACUGGAUAUCGCGGCCCGUGCUCUGCCUCUACGCCUGCACCACGCUGUUCAUCAACUUUGUCUGUCCGUUCAUAUUCGUGAGGCAGCAGAAAUACAAGUUCAACAUCCACGGACCCUGGGAUGAGGCCAUUGUGGAGGAGAACACCGACGAGAAUCUCGAUGAGAACUUAUAGCGCCAGCUUCGCUUCUCACAGCAGCUACAACCAGAAGAUCGUGGUGGCGGCGAUGUCGGGGAGCACUAGUCAUUGGCAUUCUCUUAUUUAAUUGUACAUACUUUUUUUUUGCUUUUUUUAAUCAGUUUCAUUCUAAUCUUAAUCAUUAUCUAAUCCUAUCCUUGUUAUUUUGUUGUAAAUUGUUCAUUUGUAAAUACUCGCAUGCCUUUUAAAGAAAUAUAUCAUUAUGUUGAAGUGCUUGCCGCAGGGUGGCCACGAUUGUUUCCAAUGUAACAAAGGUUCUAUUUGUAUUGCUGGGAUAUGGAUUAGUGGAUUACGAUCAGGCCCAGAAAUGACGAACUCCAGUUACUAUUUUUGGGCUCCUUCGUACUGUCAUCGAAAUGAUGUCUGCCUUCGAAUAAAAAUGGUAGUGGUGUUUUUCCGUAGAUCGUUUAUGUUUGACGUUUAUUUACAAACAUAUACACACUUGCGAGUGAAUGCAGAUCAUUAAAUAAUACAUGAUGUAUAUUCAUUAUAAAGUUUCGAUACGAUUAAAAUUAAAUAGAAACUAGUUUCUCUUGGGUUGCGGUAAAAACUCUUUUUACAAAUAGCAUUACUAUACAACUACUAAGAAUAAGAGACACUAUCCCUAACUAACGAAUCCCUAACCGUAUGCCAACGAAUGCAUACGAUGUGCGCGUACAUACAGUAUGUAUUUCGUACAACUGUCUUUUAGUCAUUCACUAAGCCGUAGAUAGGUAUAUUUACUAUAUAUAACUAUAUUGAAUACAAUAAUUCACUUUUUGCGACGGUAUAAACUUUUCAAAAUGUAAAAAACGUAUCUGUAGUACAUAUGUGUAUUUCUCUGUUUGGUUGGGCUCACGUUUACUUUCAACUUAAAUAACUAUUUUUGAAUUAAAUACACUCUUCGAUUAGGUAUUAACAUACGCUAUAACAUAUGCUCUAAAUAUAGUCAAAAAAAAAAA